GUUGCGCUCAGCUUCGACGCUACAUUCUGGAGGCAGUACAGAACGAAGUCCCCAUUCCGAGUAAUCUCUCAUAAAUACAGAGAAGAAGAGAAGCUGUAUGCCUAUAAUAUAAUAGGCUGCGCCGGCGAUUAAUUAGGUUACAUGGACUCAAGAGAAAGCGAAUUAUUUUUUGGCGUAUGAAUAUAAUUGCAUAGCCUGUUAAACGGCUUGGAAACUCAGUCGGCUCUUCACUACAAAUCUGACCUAGGCUACCUGUGUAGAGGGGUUUGAUUUUACUCAUAUUCUGGAAUUGGUAUCAUCAAUAGUUUUCUCGUGUGCUUUUCUGUCGGGUUUAUAUUGUUUGUAGCAAACGGCUGCCGAGUGCGACUGGAAUACGCGUCUGCACCGGGGAUUGAAUUGAUACAUCAUAACCGACCGGAAUUCAGAUUGUGAAUAAACAAGACAUUGUCCAGGGUAACGUAACCUCACUCUACAACCCAAUACAUCUGGGCAAACUGAACGUGUAUUUCGGUAGCAGAGAGCGAUACUAAACCUGCAUAAUGCCUCUUGCACAUCUUGCGGAGCCCUGGCCCCAAAUGGAACUAAUUACACUGGACUCAGAGAAUGGGCAAAGCGUCACGGAGGAUGGGGUCCCACCUGCUGGUCACAAGGACAAUGAUGUCAUCAAGGAGAUCAACAUCACCAACGUGGUCAAGGAGGGCUCAGAGAAAGCCGAUGCCCGCCAGUUUGAGCUGCUUAAAGUGCUGGGCCAGGGCUCCUUUGGCAAGGUGUUCUUGGUGCGGAAGGUGACGCCUCCCGACGACAACGAGCUGUAUGCAAUGAAGGUCCUGAGAAAAGCCACCCUCAAAGUGAGAGACCGGGUGAGGACCAAGAUGGAGAGAGACAUCCUGGCAGAUGUCAACCACCCCUUCGUGGUCAAACUCCACUACGCAUUUCAGACUGAGGGAAAGCUCUACCUGAUCCUGGACUUUCUGAGAGGAGGAGAUCUCUUCACCAGACUGUCUAAAGAGGUGAUGUUCACAGAGGAGGAUGUAAAGUUCUACCUAGCGGAGUUGGCUCUGGGCCUGGACCACCUGCAUAGCCUGGGAAUCAUCUACAGAGACCUCAAACCUGAGAACAUUCUACUGGAUGAAGAGGGCCAUAUCAAACUCACAGAUUUUGGCUUGUGUAAAGAGGCUGUUGACCAAGAGAAGAAGGCCUACUCCUUCUGUGGUACGGUGGAAUACAUGGCGCCAGAGGUGGUGAACAGGCAGGGCCACAUACAGAGCGCCGACUGGUGGUCGUUUGGGGUACUGAUGUUUGAGAUGCUGACCGGAUCGCUGCCGUUCCAAGGGAAGGACCGCAAAGAGACCAUGAACCUCAUCCUCAAGGCCAGAUUGGGAAUGCCGCAAUUCCUGAGUACAGAGGCCCAGAGUCUCCUCCGAGCUCUGUUCAAGAGGAACCCCAUCAACAGAAUGGGGUCCGGGGCGGAUGGUGCAGAGGAGAUCAAACGCCACACGUUCUUCUCCACCAUCGACUGGAACAAACUGUUCCGGCGAGAGAUCCCACCCCCGUUCAAGCCGGCGGUGGCCCGACCAGACGACACCUUCUACUUCGACUCAGAGUUCACCUCCCGCACACCCAAAGACUCCCCAGGUGUUCCACCCAGUGCCGGAGCUCACCAGCUCUUCCGUGGCUUCAGCUUCGUCGCCCCGGCCAUGCUGGAUGAGGAGGGGGCCAAGGAGCCGGCCAAGCCCACACCACACCCAGUGGUCCAGCAACUCCACGGAAAGAACGUGUUGUUCAGCGAUGGCUACAUGUUGAAGGAGGACAUCGGCAUGGGCUCUUUCUCCGUUUGCAAGCGCUGCAUCCACAAAGCCACCAACACAGAGUACGCUGCCAAGGUGAUUGACAAGACCAUGACAGACCCCUCAGAGGAGAUUGAGAUCCUGUUGAGAUACGGCCAGCACCCCAACAUCAUCACCCUGAAGGACGUGUAUGACAAUGGGAAGCAGGUGUAUCUGGUGACAGAGCUGAUGAGAGGUGGGGAGCUGCUGGACCGGAUCCUCAAACAGAAGGUCUUCUCAGAGCGAGAAGCCAGCUCCGUGCUCCACACCAUCACCAAGACUGUAGAAUACCUCCACGCACAGGGGGUUGUUCACAGGGACCUAAAGCCCAGUAACAUCCUUUAUGUAGAUGAGUCGGGGAACCCUGAGUCUAUCCGGAUCUGUGACUUUGGUUUUGCCAAGCAGCUGAGAGCUGACAACGGCCUGCUCAUGACUCCAUGCUACACCGCUAACUUUGUAGCCCCGGAGGUGUUAAAGCGUCAGGGCUAUGACGAGGGCUGUGACAUAUGGAGUCUGGGAGUGUUGUUGUACACCAUGCUGGCUGGCUUCACGCCGUUUGCCAACGGGCCCGAGGACACUCCAGAUGAGAUCCUGAGCAGGAUAGGCAGCGGUCACUUCACCCUGACUGGAGGCAACUGGGAUGCCGUGUCGGAAGCAGCGAAGGACCUGGUGUCUAAGAUGCUUCACGUGGACCCCCACCAGCGGCUGACCGCAAUGCAGGUUCUCAAGCACCCCUGGAUCGUCCAGAGGGACAAGCUAUCCAACAGCCAGCUGCAGCACCAGGAUGCCAAGCUAGUCAAGGGGGCGAUGGCUGCCACCUACUCUGCCUUGAAGAGCUCCCAGCCCACCCCGGAGCUCAAGUCCAUCGAGUCGUCCUUCCUGGCCCAGCGACGUGUCAAGAAGCUCCCCUCCACCUCUCUGUAGAUCCACCAGAGAGAGACCAUGAACACCCCCAGACUCUAGCUAGAACGUCAGCCAGUACAGGAACAAGUCACGGGACUGAAGAGACCAGUAGAUCCCCUCUAUCUAACCAGCCAAGGACCACUGACCACUCUACUGCCGUCUCCUCCCCUGGCAGUGAUAUCAAUACUCUGCUGUAGUCCCUUCCCCUGCCAUCGAUAUCACUACUCUGCUGUAGUCCCUUCCUCUGCCAACGAUUUCACUACUCUGCUGUAGUCCCCUGCCCUGCUAACGAUUUCACUACUCUGCUGUAGUCCCCUGCCAGUGAUAUCACUACUCUGCUGUAGUCCCCUGCCCUGCCAGUGAUAUCACUACUCUGCUGUAGUCCCCUGCCCUGCCAGUGAUAUCGCUACUCUGCUGUAGUCCCCUGCCCUGCCAGUGAUAUCGCUACUCUGCUGUAGUCCCCUGCCAGUGAUAUCGCUACUCUGCUGUAGUCCCCUGCCAGUGAUAUCACUACUCUGCUGUAGUCCCCUGCCAGUGAUAUCACUACUCUGCUGUAGUCCCCUGCCCUGCCAGUGAUAUCACUACUCUGCUGUAGUCCCCUGCCCUGCCAGUGAUAUCACUACUCUGCUGUAGUCCCCUGCCCUGCCAGUGAUAUCACUACUCUGCUGUAGUCCCCUGCCAGUGAUAUCACUACUCUGCUGUAGUCCCCUGCCAGUGAUAUCACUACUCUGCUGUAGUCCCCUGCCAGUGAUAUCAGUAGUUUCUCUUUCCUCUUGGAUGGGCAUCUGGGCAUGGUCACUUGAUGUCAAUCAACCUGGACAAGCAACAAGACAUGGUUGGGGAUGAGGGUGCAGUGGGGUAGGGGCAGGUUAUGGCAAAUUUGUUAGCAGUAUAUUUUGGAUAAGAGGUGUGUGUGUGUGUGUGUGUGAGUUUGUGAGACAACCUGCUACCACAGAGGACGUUGAUGACCAUUGAGGAUGUUUCGGUUGUGUUUUUGUUUUGCGGUCGUUUUGAUUGGCUCUUCAUCUCCCCUCAGCAUCGCUGUGAUUGGCUGUCGCUAAACUCUCUGCAUGUCUGUCUGUUUGGUGUCGUUCUCUCUCCAAUUGAUCAGCUUGCCAAAUCGAUUUGUUUGUUUUUGCUGUUUUACCAUUGAAAGCUGGAAGGGACAAUGGCACAAAACGAGAUCACAGUCCAUCACUAUCAUUUUCCUACAUUUUGAAUGAACAUUAAAAGAAAAAAAAAAAAAUUUGCCAUAAAUGCCUCUCGUUUUUGAGACUAUACUGGAACUAGGAAUUCUGGGUAAUGUAGUCAAUGCUAAUGUUUUUUCUAGGCCGAAUGUCUCACUCUCCAUUGCAUGACUUGCAGUGCGUGUAGUCCAGGGAAGGGUGCAGAAAGUUGUUUGCAUGGUCUGGUGCAGUGUGGCAUCAUGUUGCUUUGUCCUUCUCUUAUCUGCACUUUUCUUGGUGACAUUGCCGAUUCUGAGAAGAAAAGAUUUGAGAUAUGGCCAAAUAUGUUUAUUGUAAAAAAUAAAAAAAAAAGAAGAGAAAUAAUAUCUGUAAUGCCACUAACAAGGUGGAAUGUUGAAAUCUUUUUUCCCCCCUUUAUUGUCAUUGUGUUUUCUUCUUGGAUAUGCGUAUUUUGAAUCAUCUUUCUUGUAUUUGCUUUUGUUGUUGAAAGGCAUGUUGAACACGCACACACACUGUUGGAGCGUCCAUGAUGGACACUGUUGGAGCGUCCAUGAUGGACACUGUUGGAGCGUCCAUGAUGGACACUGUUGGAGCGUCCAUGAUGGACACUGUUGGAGCGUCCAUGAUGGACUCUUUCCCACAGCCCUCUCUCUCUCUCUGUGUUUCAAUGUCAAGUAUGGUGAGAGUGAUUGUCAAAACGAUUGUGCUGAGCACUCAAAUGCACUCUCUCCCAUAAAGAUAUUCUCCGGUACUUUUGUAUACUUUUUAACCAGUAGUUCUGAAAAGUAGCGCCCACGAGCCAAACAUGGUCCCCGAAAAUUGCCUACCACGUCAGUGCUCUCUCUCUCUCUUGCUCUGCUGGGUGUGCUUCUUGCUAGUUGUCAGUCAAAUGGUGAGGGGCUGAAGCUCAUUGGCUGAAACUCAAAUUAAU
This is a messenger RNA of Salvelinus namaycush (lake trout), 4847 nucleotides long. RefSeq names its product ribosomal protein S6 kinase 2 alpha-like. Gene Ontology annotation, biological process: intracellular signal transduction; protein phosphorylation; positive regulation of DNA-templated transcription. NCBI's taxonomy places the organism in Eukaryota, Metazoa, Chordata, Actinopteri, Salmoniformes, Salmonidae. Bases 540 to 2750 code for a protein of 736 amino acids. The record is from RefSeq and is a predicted model, not a curated record. The transcript is spliced from 22 exons. Gene Ontology annotation, molecular function: ribosomal protein S6 kinase activity; ATP binding; magnesium ion binding.